AUGGGGUUUCGGCUUACGGUUGGGAGACGUGUGCUGCUGAUCUCGGGGGGCAUUGACGAGGUGGGCAGUGUGAGGUGGGAGCUGCUCCUGUGCCUCAUCACUAUGUGGGUCAUCUGCUACUUCUGCAUCUGGAAGGGAGUGAAGUCUACAGGCAAGAGAAUAAGGUCAGAGAGUAUGGAACGGUCAGCAGAAGGGAUGAAGAAGGAGAGGGAGACCGCAAAAAGGCCAUUGGAGGAGAGGGGGCAGUGGGGGAGUAAGGUGGAGUUCCUCCUGGCAGUGGCAGGGAACAUUGUGGGGCUGGGAAAUGUGUGGAGGUUCCCAUACCUCUGCUACAAGAAUGGCGGCGGAGCGUUCCUUGUGCCAUAUCUGGUUUUUGCGGUGACCUGUGGGAUACCCCUGUUCCUGCUGGAGACUGCCAUGGGGCAGUACACCCAGGAGGGGGCCAUCACCUGCUGGAGGAAACUGUGCCCAUUGGCUGAGGGGGUUGGCUAUGGAGGUCAGCUGAUCAAGCUUUACAGCUGCAUGUCUUACAUCAUCAUCCUGGCCUGGGCCCUCUUCUACCUCUACUUCUCCUUCAGCUCUGAGCUGCCCUGGGCCAGCUGCUCCAACACCUGGAACUCAGAUCACUGUGUGGACUUCUCCAAUCAAAACCUCACUGCAAACUGGACCAACAACUCAUCUUCUGCAGCCAUCGAGUUUUGGGAGAGACGUGUGCUGCUGAUCUCGGGGGGCAUUGAGGAGGUGGGCAGCGUGAGGUGGGAGCUGCUCCUGUGCCUCAUCACUAUGUGGGUCAUCUGCUACUUCUGCAUCUGGAAGGGGGUGAAGUCUACAGGCAAGGCAGUUUAUUUCACAGCUACAUUCCCAUACCUGAUGCUUUUGGUGUUGUUGAUACGAGGGCUAACUCUACCUGGAGCUCUGCAGGGGGUGGAGUUCUACCUGUACCCUGACCCCUCCCGCCUGGCAGACCCACAGGUGUGGAUGGAGGCAGGAUCUCAGAUCUUCUUCUCCUACAGUGUUGGAGUGGGUACUCUGACUGUGCUGGGUAGCUACAACACCUAUAACAACAACUGCUACAAGGACAGUUUAUGGCUGUGUCUGCUGAACAGUGGGACCAGCCUGGUGGCAGGAUUUGUGGUCUUUUCUGUGCUGGGGUUCAUGGCACAUGAGCAGGGUGUCCCCAUCGCAGAAGUGGCAGAAUCAGGUCGUGACCCGUGUCGACUGUGCCCGGGGGGGAUGUAUGUGUUCCAGCUCUUCGAGUACUAUGCCUGUAAUGGGGCCUGUAUGUUCUUCCUGUGUGUGUUUGAAGUUCUGCCCAUGGGCUGGCUGUUUGUUGAGUUUCCCUUUAUACACAACACUACACUUGUUUGCCCUGGAGCAGGGGCGGAGCGGAUGGAUGUGAUCGAGGACAUGACCGGGGAACGGCCCAGCCUCAUCUUUAAGCUCUGCUGGCUCUACUUCACCCCACUGGUGACCCUGGGAUCCUUCAUCUUCUCUCUGGUGAAGUACCAGCCCCUGACCUUUAACCGCUGGUAUGUGUAUCCAGACUGGGCGUACGUGCUGGGCUGGCUGCUGGCCCUCUCCUCUGUUGUACUGGUGCCGGGGUGGAGUCUGGUCAAGCUCUCCAUCAGCACUGGCACUCUCAGACAGACAACUCGGAAGUCGAACUUCUACUAG
This is a messenger RNA of Conger conger (European conger), 1674 nucleotides long. Its product is annotated as sodium- and chloride-dependent GABA transporter 2-like. Lineage: Eukaryota; Metazoa; Chordata; Actinopteri; Anguilliformes; Congridae. Gene Ontology annotation, biological process: sodium ion transmembrane transport. The transcript has 15 exons. Bases 1 to 1674 code for a protein of 557 amino acids. The record is from RefSeq and is a predicted model, not a curated record. Gene Ontology annotation, cellular component: membrane.